AUGCGAGUCAGGCUCUGCGAAAGGCUGAGAGAAGCCGCUCCUGUUCACGGGAGAAAAAGGAGGAUAUUAAAGCACCUGAAAAGCAAGGACCCCCUGCAGUUGAGGCUGGAGCACUUGGAGCAGGGCUUCUCCGUCUACGUCAACGGGGCCAAUUCUGAGCCAAGGAUGUCGCCUCGCAAAGCCACGCACUCGGACUUUGCCAGGAGCGCCUCGCAGGCCGAGGGGACGCACGAUUACAGACAAAGGGCUCUGCUGAAAGAAGCCGAAGAAACCUUCGGCCGAGGCUCCCAGACAGCCCCCAGCAAGGUCCAGCGCCGAGGAUGGCACCAGAAAUCGGUGCAAAUCAGAACGGAAGCUGGCCCGCGGCUCCACAUCGAACCUCCUCCGGACUGUUCUGAAGGGUCUGAGCCAUGUGGGGAAGUGACCGUCAAGGCGAAGGAGGCUUCUGGGGAUCAUCCACAGGAGCCGAGGGAAAGCCCGGAGCUCGGUGUGAGUCCACAGAGGACACCAGAAGACUGUUCCAGUGACGAGUACGACUCCAUUGAAGAAGACGUGUUCUCCGAGCCCGAGCCCGAGGGCCAGGAGCUGGAGAGCCUUCCCAGAGAGGGCGCCCUUCUUUCAAGUGGGGACUCGGUGCAGAAGGACCUCCCCGACGACCACGCGGCAGAAGGACACCCUCUGCAGGGCCCAGACACCCUGGUGAUGCUGGCCUUUAAUACGCCUUCCACAAGUGGUAAGCGGGAAAGACAUUUAUCUGCCAAACGGAAGGACAAUGCCGAUGUCUUCAUUCCCAGCAAAUCUGAGCCAACCCUGAACCACCAGCCCCCUGCCACACUCCCAGACCACGAGAGGCCUUAUUCCAGACCUGGAAGCCGCCGAGAGAGGCCCCUGUCGGCCACGCGGAAAACCGUGCACAAGGCUGAGGACCGAGAGGAAGACGCCUCGGCCGGUGCAGAGGAGCCAUCAGCAAAACCCUGGGCCUGUCUGCUGAAGGACAAGGGAGAGACGCUGACACCAGAGCUGCCUCCCACGGUGACCACCAAGCAGGAGCUGACCACCAAGCAGGAGCUGGGACUGGAGUCCUCCAGGGCAGCAGGAGGAGCUAGCGAGGCCAGUGAAGCCAUGGCAAGCAGACCACAGGAGAAGCUUCCGAAACCCCUCCAGGCCACGGAAAGUGACUCUGUCCACCCCAGCCUGGAUCCACUGCCCAAGGAGCGAGCUCCGGACCCGGAGGACCCGCCGCGGGUGAAAAUGGAAGAGGUCAAGGACGCCAUCGAUGUGACGCUGGAAAUCCUGUCCAACUGGGGCAGUGCGGCAUGUGUGGGGCUCACGGAAGUCGAGUUCUUUGACCUGAACAGCACCAAGCUUUACAUCUCGCCCCAGGAUGUGGACAUCCAGAGCGCGGGCAAACCUGGUGACCUGGGCCACCUCGUCAACCGGAACUUAUCUAGCGAGAAGGACCUCUCCCUGUGGACAUGCCCCUUCAAGCCGCCGCUCCAGCUCUCCUUUGUGAUCCGCAACACACAGCAGCUGCGCCGCUUUGGCCUGGCCAAGGUCAAGGUCUGGAAUUACUGGACAGCUGACGGCGAUCUCGACAUGGGAGCCAGGAAGGUGAAGCUGUACGUCAACAGGAGCCUGGUCUUUGAUGGCAACUUAGACCAAAGCGGCGGCCAGGCUCCAGCCAGCCAGAGCAUCCUGGUGGGCCCGGAGCAUGAGACAGCAGACCUGUGCCCGGCAGAGAGCAAGGAGCCCCACGAGAGGGCUGGUGCCGCCGCCAAGGAGGACAGAGAGCUUCCUCUCAAUUACUCGCUGCCAGCCGGAGUGUCAUUGGAUGUGAAGGGCUCCUCACAAGGAAAUGUGUGUGGCGGGACAGCGACUCCCAUUGAUCCCCCAAAGGAGAGUUCGUCCAAGUCAGAGGAUGAUGGUCUAAGAAUGCCAGCGGCCACCGUGCCAAUGGAUGACGUCCCCCGGGACCCUGCCCCUGCCGCCGCCGCCCCUGUGACAGGCCCUUCUCUUGAUGAGGAACUUUCGCUGGUCCAGCAGCUGGAGAGCCUGGCCAGCAAGAAGCUCUCUCAGCCCCCAGGGCACCCCCCAGCCUGGCUGCAGCCCUCCCCCAGAGGGAAGGACAGGAAGCAGAGAGGCUGGAAGCCCAAACCCCUCUGGCUGAAUCCCGAGCCUCCGGUGGACUGCAAAGACCAGCCUUCACCGGACGACAGCCCGGCUGGGAGUGCUGGGGGGACUGAGGCUGGAGACGCAGGCCCCCGGUGGGAACAAGGCUGGAUGAGCAGCUGGAGCGGCGUCCAGGGCAGCGGCAGGGCCCAGAGGAUGAGUCCCAGGGUCUGCGGGGACAACCUGGACAUCUUCGACCUGCCGCCCAGCAGAGAGCGCCCGGCGAGCGGGCGGAGGGGCCCGAGGAAGGAUGCCCUCGGCGGCAAUCACAGCGCCAACCAGCCAGCCAGCAGAGAAGAUGCCUUGCCCGCCCAGACGCCCCCGCGGUCCUGGUGGCGCAGCGAGCAGGAGCACGUGCUGCACGAGUCCUGGAACUCCCUCAGCGCCUUCGACCUCUCCCACCGGGGACGCAUCUCCAACACGGAGCCCCAGGGCGACAUCCUGGAUGAGUUCCUGCAGCAGCAGAAGAGCAGUCGGCAGAGUGACCUGCCACCCCCCUGGAAGGAGGACAAGCCAGAGCCGGAGCCGCCGCAGGAGCUGGACAACGGCCCUGCAGAGGCAGCAGAUGACAGCGACUUCAAAAUCCCAGUCUUGCCCUAUGGUCAGCACUUGGUCAUCGACAUCAAGUCGACGUGGGGGGACCGGCACUACGUUGGCCUGAACGGCAUAGAAAUAUUCAGUGCCAAGGGUGAGCCGGUGCAGGUCGCGAACAUCAGAGCGGACCCACCCGACAUCAACAUCCUGCCAGCUUAUGGGAAAGACCCCCGUGUGGUCACCAACCUCAUCGACGGGGUGAACAGGACCCAAGAUGACAUGCACGUCUGGCUGGCCCCCUUCACGCCCGGCAAGUCCCACUCCAUCGCCGUGGACUUCACGCACCCCUGCCAAGUGGCCCUGAUCAGGGUCUGGAAUUACAACAAGUCGCGCAUACACUCCUUCCGCGGUGUGAGAGACGUCACGAUGCUGCUGGACACACAGUGUAUCUUCCAAGGAGAAAUCGCGAAGGCCUCGGGGACCCUGACCGGAGCCCCCGAGCACUUUGGCGACACCAUCCUCUUCACGACCGACGACGACAUCCUGGAGGCCAUCUUCUGUUCCGACGAGACCUUUGACGUGGAUGCGGAGAGCCUCGGCAGCCUGCAGCACGAGGAGGCGCUGGGGAGGCCCAGCACAGCGGACAGCGAGGGCGACGACCGGCCCUUCACCCAGGCCGGCCUGUGGGCCGAGGACCAGGUCAUGGAGCCAGAGCUGUCGUCCAGUCCCCCCGUACCUGACAUCACCACGCCAGAGCCAGGUGUCUACCAUGGGAUCUGCCUUCAGCUGAACCUCACCGCCUCCUGGGGGGACCUGCACUACCUGGGACUCACAGGCCUGGAGGUGGUGGGCAAACAUGGCCAGGCCCUGCCCAUCAGCCCACACCAGCUCGCUGCCUCCCCCCGAGACCUGAACGACCUCCCCGAGUACACCGACGAUGCCCGGACCCUGGACAAGCUGAUCGACGGCGUGAACAUCACGACAGAGGACGAGCACAUGUGGCUGAUCCCCUUCUCCCCGGGACUGGACCACCUGGUCACGGUGCACUUGGACCAGGCCGAGAGCAUCACGGGCCUGCGCUUCUGGAACUACAACAAGUCCCCCGAGGACACCUACCGAGGGGCCAAAAUCGUCCACGUGUCCCUGGAUGGCUUGUGUGUGUCCCCCCCAGAGGGCUUCCUCAUCCGGAAGGGCCCAGGAAACUGCCACUUUGAUUUUGCUCAAGAACUCCUCUUUGUGGACCACCUGCUGCCCCGACCGCUGCCCCCACCAGCCAGGAGGCCUCUCCUGACAAGUCCCAGUCACUACCCGGCCCCAGCCCGAGCCUCGAACAACUGCAGAGAGCAGCCAAAGCGCCAAGCCUGGUUUUCCUUAAUCUCGCGUCCAGUCAUUUUCCAGUUCCAGUUGCUGACCAGCUGGGGGGACCCCUACUACAUCGGCCUGACCGGCCUGGAGCUGUAUGACGAGCGGGGAGACAAGAUUCCUCUGUCGGAAAACAACAUCGCCGCCUUCCCAGACAGUGUGAACUCGCUGGAGGGCGUGUGCGGGGACGUCCGGACCCCGGAUAAGCUCAUCGACCAAGUGAACGACACCAGCGAUGGCAGGCACAUGUGGCUGGCGCCCAUCCUGCCCGGCCUGGUGAACCGGGUGUAUGUCAUCUUCGAUCUGCCCACCACCGUGUCAAUGAUCAAACUGUGGAAUUAUGCAAAAACACCCCACCGCGGGGUGAAGGAGUUUGGCCUCCUGGUGGACGACUUGCUGGUCUACAACGGGAUCCUGGCCAUGGUCAGCCACUUGGUGGGGGGCAUCCUGCCCACGUGCGAGCCCACGGUGCCCUACCACACCAUCCUCUUCACAGAGGACACAGGAGUCUGCCUCCAGGAGAAGCACACCACCAUCAGCAACCGGGCGGAGGAUCAGGACAUCCAAAUGAUGAACGAGAGCCGGGUCGUUGCCAACGCCAAGCGCAAGCAGAAUGCCGCCGCCGCGGACCCCGCCUUACGCCCCAAAACCUGCAUAAGUGAGAAGGAGCCGGCGAGACGGUGGCGGUGCUGAUGGCUGAUGCAGGCGGGAGAGCAGCUCCAGCCGCAGAGAACAGGGCCUGUCCUCUGCCCCCACCUACCCCUGGAGCGCUUGGCCGGAGGGCUGGAGAAGGCUGGGCUCUAGGUGGAGGAGGGUGGCUCUAGGGCUGCCCUGUACACCCCAACAAGGCAGGUCCAGGAGAGUGUGUGCUUGGGGCUGUCAGCCACCCUUGCUCCCAUCCUGCCCAGUGGAACAGAGCCCUUGGGGAGCUGGCUCUGGAGGGCCACUAGCCUCUGGUCACUCUAAAAAGGGUCAGCCCAGGGUUGUGGGGCCAGCCCAGACCGCCCAUGGCUGCUGGGCAGUAUUGAGGGCCAGAGAGCCUGGGGCAACAUCAGACCCCAGAAGCCGGACACAUGGAUGGGUGGAUGGGCGUAGGCAGGGGGGAAGGCAGAGCCAAUGGGCCGGGGCCGCCGGGGCACACCUCCACAUCCCCUAGUGCCACCCCCCAUCCCCCUCCCUCGCCACCUUGCUCAGGAUCCCCUGGUGGGCUCUCGGGCUGGCAGGCUGGCUAGCUGCCCAGGCCCCACCCACCGCCCCCUUCCAGCCACUCCCCAGCACGUUGGAAAGGUGCCCUGUACCCCCAACUAGCCGCCAGGAGCCCAGCCUGCAUCUAUUUCUAUCUGUGUAACAAGCUCAGAUCGGAGACCUAAUUGGUUUCCCAGUGGUGGGUAAUUUCUCGUUCCCAAUAUUAAUCUGCGGUUUUCCUGGCACCCGGCCCAGCCUGCUGCGGGCCUGUGCUCGUAAGUUCGUUCCUAUGCAACCCGGGCGGGCGGCAAACACUUCAGGAGCUCUGCAGCCUCUGCAGGAGCCGCCAUGCAAACGGAACCCCGGCUGAUGCAGAAAUCAGGGGGUGUCUCUCCCUGGGGAGAGCCUUCUUCUGUCUCCCAGGCUGCCAAGCUCCCAAAUGUGGCAGGCAUCUCCCCCCUCCCCACCCCCUGGGGCCGUCGGGCAGAUCAGAUGGGCACCAAGUGACCAGAGCCCGCGCUGUCGCUUUAAAGGAGUCCAGCCCCCAUCCCUGUUGCUGGAGGCACCGCUAGGGUCAGAUUGUCAGGGAGAUGCACAAACGCUAUAGACGCUCCCCGAGCCAGAGCUGCUGUUUAUAAUAAUUGUGUGUACCAUGCAAUUUAGGAGGGGUUAAAAAAAAAAACUGUACAGGCAUUAACUCUAAAAUAAAUUUCUAUUUUUUUCUCUUGCAAAAUCAAUAAAAGAUGUUAUUAAGAAUGCA
Echinops telfairi (small Madagascar hedgehog) is the source of this 6010-nucleotide messenger RNA. RefSeq names its product katanin interacting protein (gene KATNIP). The transcript is spliced from 27 exons. NCBI's taxonomy places the organism in Eukaryota, Metazoa, Chordata, Mammalia, Afrosoricida, Tenrecidae. The record is from RefSeq and is a predicted model, not a curated record. The coding region runs from base 1 to 4758 and encodes 1585 amino acids.